Messenger RNA from Laccaria bicolor S238N-H82, 819 nucleotides. RefSeq lists its product as uncharacterized. The coding region runs from base 1 to 819 and encodes 272 amino acids. NCBI's taxonomy places the organism in Eukaryota, Fungi, Basidiomycota, Agaricomycetes, Agaricales, Hydnangiaceae. The record is from RefSeq and is a predicted model, not a curated record. The transcript is spliced from 6 exons.
AUGAUAUCUGAAGAUCUACCAGGCCACAAUGUUCAGCUAUUCGAGGAUGAGGCCAGCGAUUCUGCCAUGAAUGACAGUGAUGCGAUCACCCUCCUCUCUGAUACAUUCCCAGGAAUUCUAGAAGGCCAGCCUAUCGCAAUUACAUAUGAACGGGGAACGCAAAAUGGUUCAACUGACUGGGACAGCGAGGAUACGGACGACAUCCAGAUACCAGAGCUGAAGGAAGCAUUGGCACAGAUCAAGAAAGAAUUGAAAGAAGCAAACCUAACACACACGCGUGAGCUUGAAGAAGUAAAGCGAAGACACGCACGUAAGCUUAAAGAAGUAAAGCGAAAACACGGCGAUGAGCUUGAAGAAUUAAUCCAAACACACGCGCUUGAGCUUGAGAAAGCAAAGAAAACACACGCGCGUGAGCUUGCUGAGGUGAGAGGAGAAUUGGAAGAGGCGCAAGAAGAAUGGGAAGAGGCACAAGAGACACACGAGCGCGAGAUAAAUGAAGCCCUAUCCAAGAUACGCAAACUUAAAGCACAGUCGAAAGUGCCCUCAACCUUCAAAAAGAAACUCAAAGCAGCGGAAAAUUCGGGUGAGCGACUAUGGUAUCUGUUCCAAGUUGCACUAAAAGGUCACCGGUCACCCGUAGACGAUGGGGUGACAGAUUCCAAAUGGCACUCAACAGAACGGGGGGAGACUUUCUACACAGAUGGUAUUUCCAGGAAAGAGACGUUUAGCAGCAGUCCCGAUCUCUAUUCAUGCUACCUGGCGACGAACUCUUCUGGAAAAGUGGCUUUCGUUGAUAAAAAAUUCGUCUUUUUUUGUUGA